UCCUACUCCUCCAGUUCUGCGGUCCCUUCCGUCUCCCGAGACCGAGGGGCUCCCUGUUUAAUUCUCUUCGUCGCUUCUGGUUUCAUAAUUCGCGGGAGAGAAUUCCCAGCUUCGUUUGUUCUUGAAUUUCGUGGAAGCUUUCACCCGCUCUUUCCUUCUUGUUUUUGUUGGGAGAGAAUCCUCCAUGGGGGUUUCAUCAGAGACCAAGUUCUUGCAGGAACUCAUACUCUACGCAGCCAGUGCCGCUUUAAGUUGUUUGGUAUUGUUCGCAGGCCUUCGACACCUUGACCCCAACCGUGAGGCUUCAAAGAAAGCUCUUGAGCAUAAGAAGGAGAUAGCCAAACGCUUGGGCCGCCCACUUAUUGAGACUAACCCUUAUGAGGAUGUCAUUGCCUGUGAUGUUAUAAAUCCCGAUCACAUCGAUGUGGAAUUUAACUCUAUUGGAGGAUUGGAGACUAUCAAGCAAGCAUUAUAUGAACUUGUGAUACUUCCUCUUAAGAGACCUGAGUUAUUUUCACGCGGGAAGCUUUUAGGACCCCAGAAAGGCGUAUUGCUUUAUGGGCCACCUGGUACAGGAAAAACUAUGCUUGCAAAAGCUAUUGCAAAGGAGUCCGGAGCAGUUUUUAUUAAUGUUAGGAUUUCAAAUCUGAUGAGCAAGUGGUUUGGUGAUGCACAGAAGCUUGUGGCUGCUGUGUUUAGCUUGGCUUAUAAACUUCAGCCUUCUAUUAUCUUUAUUGAUGAGGUCGACAGUUUCUUGAGUCAACGACGCUCUAGUGAUCAUGAAGCUUUGUCAAACAUGAAAACUGAGUUUAUGGCUUUGUGGGAUGGAUUUACCACAGACCAGAAUGCACGCGUAAUGGUCCUUGCUGCUACCAAUCGUCCUUCAGAACUUGAUGAAGCAAUUUUAAGACGACUUCCUCAGGCAUUUGAAAUUGGGAUACCUAACAAUCGGGAGAGGGCUGAGAUACUAAAGGUGAUUUUGAAGGGUGAGAGGGUUGAAGACAACGUUGACUAUGAUCACAUAGCUAACUUAUGCGAGGGGUAUACUGGUUCAGAUCUUCUUGAGCUCUGCAAGAAAGCGGCAUAUUUCCCAAUCAGGGAUCUACUGGAUGAAGAAAAGGAAGGAAAACAAUCUAAUUCACCGAGGCCACUGUCACAGUCAGAUUUGGAGACCGCUCUCUUCUCAUCGAGAAAGACAAAGGUUGUUGCUAGUGAGUACGCUGGAUUAGGGUCGCAACAGACAGAACUGAGUGAUUCUCAUAUUCGAGCAGUGUUGAGCAAGUUCUCAAAGUUUGGCAUUUCUCCAGAAAAUGUUGGAUCAGCCGAAGAUGACUCUUGAGAGAGAUCCCGACUCUUCUCCACAUUGGUGAAGAAAAAAAGACGACCGUGGGGAGGGAGAGGUUUCUGUUUCAUUUAUUACAUUAACGCCAUAGUUUUAACAUUGAUGAUUCUAUAAUCGUUACAAGGAAAAGCCACGGAAAUACGUAGCCUUGUUGAUGAGUUUGAAUAGCUUUGUUUUUUAAUACCAUAUCAUGUAUUGGAGAGUCAUUUUUGGACUAUUGUGUCUAAAUACUAUUGAGUUAUUGCUCUGGUGCAAUUCCUCUCAUUCUCUCU
This is a messenger RNA of Cucurbita maxima (winter squash), 1614 nucleotides long. Its product is annotated as ATPase family AAA domain-containing protein 1-B-like. The transcript has 5 exons. NCBI's taxonomy places the organism in Eukaryota, Viridiplantae, Streptophyta, Magnoliopsida, Cucurbitales, Cucurbitaceae. The coding region runs from base 185 to 1339 and encodes 384 amino acids. Gene Ontology annotation, cellular component: mitochondrial outer membrane. Gene Ontology annotation, molecular function: ATP hydrolysis activity; ATP binding. The record is from RefSeq and is a predicted model, not a curated record.